AUGAGACUCCUCCCAACAUUAUCAGCGCUUGUCGGCACCUGCGCAGCGACGUCGCUUCACCUCAGCAUCUCACCCUCAUCCUCGCUCCUAGACCUUAGCGAACUGCCCUCGUCUACCCACGCAACUCUCUACGGACCCUCUGGCAAAAGAGCUACUGCACCACUCCGCGUCGAUAAUUCAUUCGUCUUCAACAACCUAGAAGAGGGAGAAUGGCUCUUGGAUGUGCACUCUAGAGAUCAUGUCUUUCCUAGCUUGAGGGUUGAUGUCGUGGAUUCUGUUUCGAUACUACCGAUCAAGCAAGAGGGCGAUGGUGAAGCUGCACCAGUAGCCGCGGCACCGGAGACAGUGGUUGUAUACCUCACGCAUCCUUCAAAUAAAUGGUCGCAUCUGGGUGCCAAGAUUGCUGCGUCCACUGCUCCUCUGUCAUCAACGGACGAAGUCAAGCUCUCUGUCUCGGCACUGGGAAAGAGGUCGUUCUAUGAACAAAGACAAGGAUUUGAUUUGUUGUCGUUCUUCAAGAACCCAAUGAUUCUUAUGGGUGUCUUGUCCAUGGGUUUGGUGUUCGGAAUGCCCUACUUGAUGGAAAACAUGGACGAAGAGACAAAGGCCGAGUUCGCAGAAAUGCAAAAGCAGGGUCCCCUGGGUCUGGGAGGUGCAGGAGGACAAGGUCAGAACACGGCACAGCAAAUCCAAAACUUCGAUCUUGCGGGUUGGAUGGCAGGAAAAAAAUAA
Messenger RNA from Aureobasidium melanogenum CBS 110374, 732 nucleotides. RefSeq lists its product as uncharacterized. The transcript has 3 exons. Gene Ontology annotation, cellular component: EMC complex. The record is from RefSeq and is a predicted model, not a curated record. NCBI's taxonomy places the organism in Eukaryota, Fungi, Ascomycota, Dothideomycetes, Dothideales, Saccotheciaceae. Bases 1 to 732 code for a protein of 243 amino acids.